Molecule: messenger RNA, 2765 nt
Organism: Syzygium oleosum
Lineage: Eukaryota; Viridiplantae; Streptophyta; Magnoliopsida; Myrtales; Myrtaceae
Exons: 8
Coding region: 304-2463 (719 amino acids)
Biological process (GO): translational initiation
Molecular function (GO): GTPase activity; translation initiation factor activity; GTP binding
Source: RefSeq, a predicted model, not a curated record
CGUGAGCUGGGGAGGAGCACGCGAAGACGGCAGAAGGCGGAGGAGGCGACAACCUCUCAUUGCCUUUCCGACGUCGUUACCCAUCGCCGCCGCCGCCGCCGCAGCCCCCCGGUUUUCCGGAACCGCGCCUCCAAAGCCCUGUUCUUCCCCUGUUUCGAGACCGAGAGAUUCGCAGAGACUAUCUCGUGUUCGAUCCUUAGCCAACGCUUCCGAUCCUCGCUGGUGACAAUUUUUAGAGCAUUUACGCUCUCGCUGACCGGAGUUAGAGGUCCAGCUUUGCAGAGGGCUUUGACAUUCUUAUGAAUGGCUUGGAGAGCCUUAGGAAACAAGGGUCUUCGAGUUAGUCAUAAAAUAUCACAAGGACAUGCAUUGGGUUCGGCUUCUGUUUCUCGCCUUGAAGAUGCUGUGAUAUCGGUUUCUGCUCUGUUCAGAUGCUUUUCAGAUUUCUCUAACAUGUCACUAUGGCAGGAGGCUAGCUAUAGGAAGCAUCUGUCUGACCAGACUUCAUUAAGGUGCUUUCAUUCAAGUCCAACACUUUUGGCUAGAGGUGAUGGGCAAUUUGGUUUGAGGACUCCCAAGAGAGAAAAGUAUGUUAGAAGAGAGAAUAGAGCCCAACCACCCGUUGAGGCUCCAUAUGUGCCACCUAAAGUGAAAACAGUGACAAAGUCGUCUGUGGAUAAAACAAUUGACAUUUUCGAAGGCAUGACAAUAGUCGAACUCGCCAAGCGUACUGGUGAGUCAUUAUCUUCACUGCAAGAUAUCCUUCUGAAUGUUGGGGAGAAGGUCGAAUCAGAGUUUGAUCCUCUCAGCAUCGACAUUGCGGAGCUUGUUGCAAUGGAACUCGGCGUCAAUGUUAGAAGGCGUCACUCCGAUGAAGGUGCAAAGCUUUCAGCUCGGCCACCCGUUGUCACGGUCAUGGGUCAUGUUGACCAUGGGAAAACUUCUCUUUUGGAUGCUCUGCGUCAAACAUCUUUGGUGGAAAAGGAAGCUGGUGGGAUAACUCAGCAUCUUGGAGCAUUUGUUGUGAGCAUGCCUUCGGGUUCAUCAAUAACAUUCCUCGACACUCCUGGUCAUGCUGCAUUCAGUGCAAUGCGGGCCAGAGGUGCGGCAGUCACUGAUAUUGUUGUGCUAGUGGUAGCUGCAGAUGAUGGAGUCAUGCCCCAAACUCGAGAAGCUAUGUCCCAUGCAACAUCGGCCAAUGUACCAGUUGUUGUUGCUAUUAGUAAAUGCGAUAAACCAGCUGCUGACCCUGAACGAGUAAAACUGCAGCUCGCAUCGGAGGGGUUACUUUUGGAAGAAAUGGGUGGGGACGUUCAGGUAGUUGAAGUUUCAGCUGUAAAGAAAACAGGAUUGGAUAGGUUGGAGGAGGCGUUGCUUCUCCAGGCUGAGCUUAUGGAUCUGAAAGCACGGAUUGAUGGGCCUGCACAAGCUUAUGUAGUGGAGGCAAGGCUUGAUAGGGGGCGUGGUCCGUUGGCCACAGCGAUUGUGAAGGCAGGGACUUUGGUUUGUGGGCAAUAUGUGGUUGUGGGUUCUGAGUGGGGGAGAAUAAGGGCUCUCAGGGACAUGGUGGGUAAGAUGACUGAUCGAGCAACUCCGGCUAUGCCUGUUGAGAUUGAAGGGUUGAAGGGUCUCCCAAUGGCUGGUGAUGAUAUUGUUGUUGUGGAUUCUGAGGAACGUGCUAGAAUGCUUAGUACGGGAAGAAAAAGAAAAUCUGAGAAAGACAGACUUCGGAAAAUAAGCGAGGGAAGGACAGAAGCUGAAGAGUCAUCAGAAGAACAAGAAGUGGAGAGAGUUGAAAUGCCGAUAAUUGUGAAAGCAGAUGUGCAAGGAACAGUCCAAGCUGUUACAGAUGCUUUAAAAAGUUUGAAUAGCCCUCAGGUUUUUGUCAACGUAGUGCAUGUUGGUGUUGGACCAGUUUCUCAGUCUGAUAUCGACCUAGCACAGGCCUGUGGUGCAUGUAUAGUUGGGUUCAAUGUGAAGAAUCCUCCUAGUUCUGUAACUCAGGCAGCAACUAGAGCCAGUAUUCAGAUAAAAACACACCGUGUGAUCUAUCAUCUUUUGGAGGAUAUGGGCAGUUUGAUAGUUCACAAGGCUCCGGGGACUGCAGAGACUCAGGUAGCUGGGGAAGCUCAGGUCUUGAACAUAUUCGAGCUCAAAGGGAGGAGCAAAUCCAAGGGAGAUGAUGUGAAGAUUGCCGGUUGCCGCGUUGUCGACGGGCAAGUCACGAGAUCAUCAACAAUGAGGCUUCUGAGGAGCGGAGAAGUCAUGUUCGAAGGGUCAUGCGCGUCCCUCAAGAGAGAGAAGCAGGAUGUUGAGACGGUGGGAAAAGGGAAUGAAUGUGGGCUUGUAAUCCGAGAUUGGGCUGAUUUCCAGGUUGGGGACAUCAUCCAGUGCUUGGAACAAGUUGUACGGAAGCCUAAGUUCAUUUCAUCGGAGAGUGGAGCUGUUCGAAUUGAGUGCUGACAGUGCAGCGCAAUGUCCAUGCUGUUUGAGUUGAUAAUGGAUUCUGUUGGUUGCGUCUUCCCUCUCCCUCUCGAAAAGGCGGUGCCAACACAAACAAUUUUGUAUUUCAAAUUUUGAGUCUUUGCAUGCUGUUAUGACCCUGCUGAUUAGUACAAACCUAAGAAGUGUACAUUAGUCCAGUUUGAGAAGCAUGAUAAUGUUAUUUGUAUAUGCAAUACGUUAUAUCUUGUGAUGCGGAACACGGAUGUUGUUACAUUCAAGAUUUGAUGAACUGCUGAGAGAGAACUUCUCGAGUUUUGUCA